AUGAGCCCACGUGCCCCCAAGGAGCUCAUUUGCCUCUGCCUGGAUACAUGCCCACCCUCUUCUCCGCUCCUUACUCAGUCAUUACUCAUGUGCUGCUCGAGCAAACACAUAAGGACUGAGGCUAAGGCUGAUCGCUGCAGGGAGCCGGGGCGGCCGGGGGGUCCGGGCCCGCGGGAGCCUCCGGCCCGCGAAGGCGAGGCGGUUUCGGGUCCCGACUACGAGGAGGAUGAGGAGGAGUACGAGGAGGUGGCGCCCGUCCACCAGUACAUCGUGGACGACUUGAUCCGAGUUGAACCUGUGGUUAAGCCCAAGCCAACGAAGAGGGGGAGUGAGAAGAAUGCUGGCAAAUCAAGAAGGAAGAAAAACAAAGGGAAAAACAAAAAGAGAGGGACUCCAUGUGAAAUGGAAUACAAAAACUUUUGCAUCCAUGGUGAAUGCAUAUACCUAGAACAUCUCCAAAUGGUGACCUGCAAGUGUCAUCAGGAUUUUUUUGGCGAGCGCUGUGGUGAACAGUUCAUGAAGACGCAAAGGAAGAAUGAUGUGGCAGACUACUCGAAGACUGUGUUGGUGGUGGUAGCUGUCCUACUUUCAAGCAUCAGCUUCGUUACUGUACUUAUCAUUGUGAUAGUGCAGGUCAGGAAAAAGUGUCCUCAGUAUGAAGAAAAAGAAGAAAGGAAAAAACUUCGACAAGAAAACAGAAGUGGCCAUGUUGGUGUGUAAAUGAGGAGAAAGCAGAAAAAUUCUGAUGUGGCCACUGCCAAGCUGCAGGGUACCUCUGGCUACCUGACACACCCACCUGGACACUGUGGGCUGGAGCUGUUGCCACUAAGCCCUGAUUGAUCAAGACAGAGGUUGCUGCCAGGAUAUGUCCAACAUGCCACUUGCUGCUGAAUCACUUGCUGGGGAAGACAGCUACGACUACAUCUUGGCACAAAAAUGUGCAAGGAGCUGCCACUAUGGGGUAGAGAACUUGCUAUCAAGACCUGCUAGAGGCUACUGCUACUGAGCCCUAUCUGAUCAGUGCUGGAACUCCACUUUCUGCUAUUAUGUGGAUGGAUUUUCAUCUGUUUGGAAGUCUCCUUUGGCAGCUUUAACUCCAUGGGAGAAGCACAUUCCUGUGGUUUUCAGGAAUGUGCAAGGUGGAGGGGAAGACCUUUUUGCCUUCUCCCGAAGUUAGCGACAGAGCAAGCUCUGGAUAGCUUCUCCCACUAGACCUCUGGACAAAACAAUUCUGUUCUUGCUGAGCUCCCUGUUGAUAUUGGCUUCAAAGAACUUCAUCUCUAGUUCUGACUUGCAGGGUGUUGGUGACAGAUCUUUGUCAGCCACACCUGGGUUCUGUUACUGUACAUAUGGAAAGUAGUCCCCCUGAAAUCAGUAGGACUUGCUGUGUGAAUGGAGUUAUCCAUUUGCAUGUGUGCUCACCUGACUUUAAACUAGGCUCCUCAGGAUGCUGAGGCAGUAAACAUGAAAUAAGAAGCCUUGUAUCUGAAGGAAAAUAUCCAUGCUCAAAGAAUCUGGUAAGCCAGGACAUGAGUGGUAUAGCAUCUAUCAGUUUGCUAUAAACACAAAGCUACUUCUGUUAUCCAGAUACUCCAUGUUGCUUUGAGCAGCAUUUGAAGUAAGAAUGCUUUGAAUCUGAUCAUCAGUUGAGAACUUGACCAAGAACCUGUUUCUCUGAAGAACUAAAUUCAUGUACUGAAACUCUGCAAGCGGUGGUCUGUGCUCUACUUGCUGGUGCAAAAAACUCAACUUACCUCAGACUCUUGGGACCUCAGUGUCCUUGGUUUCUUGAACUGUCCACGCAAUCUUGAGCACUGAGUAUUGAGUUAAGUUUCUUGGAAGAAUCUGUGUUCUGUUUAAACAGCAGAAUUCUUCUGUUAGCGGAGCAGCACCAUUAAGUGUCAAGUCAU
Messenger RNA from Struthio camelus australis, 1910 nucleotides. Lineage: Eukaryota; Metazoa; Chordata; Aves; Struthioniformes; Struthionidae. The record is from RefSeq and is a predicted model, not a curated record.